Messenger RNA from Owenia fusiformis, 455 nucleotides. NCBI's taxonomy places the organism in Eukaryota, Metazoa, Annelida, Polychaeta, Sabellida, Oweniidae. The record is from the annotation of a GenBank genome assembly.
CCCGUGUUCUGGGAGGCCAUGUAAGAAUGAAGGGACCUGUUCAGAGAUAGGACCUGGGAUGAUACCGAACUUUUCAUGUAUAUGUAAACCAGGUUAUGUUGGCGAUUAUUGUGAAACCUUUGACCCUUGUGGUAGCGAGCCGUGCCAGAAUCAAGGUGUUUGCAAGGAGAACCGUACUGCUGAUGGAUACACUUGUGAUUGCAAAGGGUUUUACGUUGGAUUGCAAUGCGAAGAGUUUCGUCCCUGUGCAGAAGAUUUGUGUGGUGAUAAUGGUAUCUGCGAAACAACAGAUACUGGUUACAAGUGUAAAUGUAGUGAUGGAUACUAUGGAAAACAUUGCGAUUUCUUUAUUCCAUGCAAAUCAAAUCCUUGCUUUGCUGGAACCUGCGUAUCUAAAAACUAUGGUUACCUAUGCAGCUGCCCUCCAGAACGUACAGGCAAACAGUGUGAAACAG